AAAAGUGACGUCUUUUGAAGAGAAGAGGAAAGUUGAGAUAAGUUAUGACGAGAAAAGGAUACUAGAGAGUUCAGAGGAAAGUCCGGAUCAUAUUGUUUAAUCUGCUGGACAGGACUUAUACUCGUGAAAAGGUUUAACUUCAAAGAUUCUGAAUUUUUAACUUAACGAUUUGUUUGUUUAGUUGAAGUUCCCGGAGGAAGUGCUUACUGUGAGCAGGUCGCAACGCACGUUAGGCCUAAGAAUACAGUGCGAGGAUUGUGAGGCAAGAAGACGUUCUUCAUAGACGCUGGGAAGAACUCUGAAAAUGAAGUGGAAGCUGAUUUUAAUAUUCAUCUUUUUCGAGAUAUCUUAUACAUCAGCAGCAAAGAAGUGUACACAAUACUUGUCGACGUCCAACCCAACCGGGGUGUCAGUUGACUUAUCCGAUCCAAAUAAUCCUAAAGUUACUUUUCCACCAACAACAAGGGAUGCAAAGGCUGUUUCAGCCAUCAAAACUAAAUAUGACGCCAAAGGAUUGGAUGCAUUUUUCAACCUUGCUGAAUCUUUCAUGAACACGGUACAGAAAAAGGAGAUUCCAGACCUGAGAGACAGUGAUGGCAAAAUCUCAUUUGACAAAGAAAUUAAAGAACUGAAAAGCAGGAAAGGAAAGUUAUAUGAAUUUGAGCUGCCCAUUGUGAUAUGUUUUGCCAUUGGGAUUAUUUUUGCACUACUAAUGCCUUUGGUUGGCUGCUGUUUCUGCUGCUGCCGGCUUUGUGGGAAAUGUGGAGGAGACAUGAUACAAGAUGAUAAACAAUCACAGGCACACUUCAAAUGCUGUAUAUUUGCUGUUAUUUUGUUUGCAAUCACAAUUUUUAUGGUGACUGGCGUUCUGAUAAUGUUUGUUACGAACAGUAACCUUAAAGCUGAGGUUGCAGGCACAGCUAAAACAUAUGAUGAUGCACUUGAUGAAGCAUUUGGCUAUCUAAGAUCUGUAAGAAAGGAAAUGAAAGAGAUAACAGUGAACAAAACUGACUGUCUUUACCAUGGACUGAUUGUGCCGGACAUUAGUAAAACUGGUGUGAAAAAACUUGUAGGAUUGCCAUUAAAGGCCAAAUUAGAACCUCAUAUUCUGGGUGCAUUGUCAUCUGUCAAAUCUGCUAGUGAAAAUGUCACUGCAAUGAAAGGUGCGUUGGAUGUUGUAUCAAACACGACAGGAAAUUUGAAGUCUUCAGCUUCUAAGCUUGGUAAUGAACUUAAGCAAGUUAAAGACGAUUUAGAGCGCAUAAAAACAGACUGUACUGGUCAAGGCAUUUCAAAAUGUAACAACAUCGACACAAGUGGCUUGAAACAAGAAGCCAAUUUCACAAAUCUUCCAAAUGUUGACAGUGAGCUUUCGAAUAUACGGAACAUAAUGAAUCAGAAUUUCUCAGGUGCAGUUGAUGAGGCUACCAAAGUGUUUAACGACAUACCAAAUACGGUUGUAAGCAAAGCAGAUAGCACCCUUACAGAUGUGAGAAAAUUGGCAGAUGAUGCGAAAACAAAGAUUGUUAAUUCAACCGAUAAGAUCUACAGUGCAAUUGAUAAAAUCUUAGAUGACAGAGCAACGUAUGAAAAGUAUAAAAAAGACUAUGUCCAGAAUUCUAUCGAUCUGGAUAAGUUCAGGUACUAUGGUUUUGCAGGAUUAUCUGCAAUUAUCGCCCUAAUUGUUGUCCUUCUUGCACUCGGCCUCACCUGCGGUAUCUGUGGAUAUAAUAGGCAGCGAACGCCGACGAACAGAAGAGCCAUUUCACAUCACGGUGGAAACCUCAUUAUGGCAUCGGUUGGUUUUAUGUUCAUAUUCUCCUUUUUUCUGUUCCUGUUCACUGCUCUUACCUUUUUCGUUGGUGAGCAUUUGCAUAUAUUAUGCCGAGAGCUGAAGGAUGGAGAAAUGGUAGACAAGUUUGCCAAGAGCCAGCUGCAAUACAACGGAACACAGUUUGUUUUCGAGGAUAUUCUUAAGAAAUGUCGUAACAAAGAACCAAUUUAUCGUGCUAUUGAUGGAAAAAAAGUAUACGAUUUGGAAGACAAGCUGAACUUUACAAAGAUUGUGAACAUCGAUGAAACCCUUAACAAGCUGAACUUCAAUCUCUCUGACCAAACAGUUUUGAACGCGGAUACCGAGAAGUCACUUAAGGAUUUAAAAAAUUCGAGUGUCGAUAAAAUUGACUUCCAGAAAUUCUUCGAUGAGUUGAAAAAGAGUAUCGUGAAAGCUGAUCUUACAGCACUUGCUGCAAAUCUUACGUCUUUGGCCGAUGAAAUUCGGAUUUUUCCACACCCAAAUGCCACGAAAAUCGCAAACGAUCUUGCUUCUGUUGCUGGAAAUUUGACGUCAAUAAAGAACAACACAGUAGAUGAAAUAAAGAAGACAACAGUUGAACUUGAAACCAACGUAAAAGAUCUCAAGAUGAAGGCAUCCAAUUUAUCGACUGUUGCCGAAAAUAUUCUGGACAAAAUGAAAAGUGCAGAUAACUAUGUAAAGACUACGGCAGGAACUGAUGUCACAAACUUAAUAAAACAAUACACAAAGCGAGUUUUAAGCUGGCCAGCGCAAUUUGUGACCCAUGUUCUUAAUGAGCUUCAAACGAACAUUGCAAGGUGCACCCCAGUGGCCAAUAUUUAUGAUGGACUCCUAAAUACUUAUUUCUGCCAAGGGAUUGUUGGCAAUUUCAAUGGUUUUUGGAUAGCGAUGGGAUGGUGCUUGUUCUUCUUUGUUUUUGCCAUUAUCUUUGGUGUCAAGCUUGCCAAAUUUUUGAGGAUCAUGAAAGGCAAAGCGGAGUUUGACCCGUACCCUGGUUAUGAAAUGCAACAGCACCCAGUGAAGAUCCCGCUAAAUGAAUUAUCAGAUCGAAUAAUAAGCCGAAACCACGGCGCUGCACGUGACAAUGAAAGGAGUAAGGCUGCAAGUGCCCCACCACUCUACCCAGAGUAAAGGGUACUUACUUCUAUUCCGGUCAUGGAGCAAAUAUUGCUCCUCCGCCUUAUUCAGGUUAAUUCAAUUGUAUUGCACUAAGAAGGGAGAAGAAAAGAAGAAGCAAAAAAGAACAGGGAGAUGAAGAAGAUGAAGAAGCACUUUAUUGUACAGAUCGUAUCUUAGCAUGAGACAUUGAGAAGCGAAAAAGCUUCCAAAGGUGUUUAUGUUUUUGUUUAUUGUAAAUAGGGCUGACAGAAACUGGUUUGGUUCACAAGCCCUUUAUCGUAUCACAAUUUGCAUGCAAUUUACGCAUCCAAUAACUAGCUUUAAAAUUAAUGAUGUUGAUUGAGAAGAGGCAACGCUGAUGCGUUUAGUGUCCGGUCAUAUGUAGAAACGGAACCGAGCAUUUCCCAGUGAAAAGGGAAGACCGUUUGCUGAGACCCUGCCCCUAAUAUUGUUACUACAGUUUUCGAUCUUGUCAUCAGCCGUCUGGAUCACAACACAAGUAACGCAUUUGGUUACAUUUCGUCGACAGAACUAUUAAUCUGAAUUAUUAGUCCUUUUGGCAAGCACUGGCCAUCUAUAAAUGGUAAUUGUCCCUUCUUAUAUGUUUAAGAAAAACCAACUUCUGCCAAUUCCAUAACGGUUUAGUAUGAACAGGACACUUCAAGACUGACUUAUGGCUAAUUUUCAAAUCAUGUUCAUAAUUGACAUUUUCCUUUCUGUUGACUCGUUCGCUUUUUAACAAGUCUUCUUGUUUCGAGAUGUACCAGGCAAUGUAAUGUUCUAGGGCCCACUUGAUAUAAAUUUAUUGUUUAAUUGAACUAUAUCGCUAUCUGUAGUUCUCUGUGAUUCUUGUAACUAUGGUAUGUUCGUAGCGAACGUUUAAGAUUUGAAUAAAGUUGACUUAAGAUGACAGUUUAAACACUUUAAAAACCGUAAGUUUAGCUGUUUGCUUUUCAACAAGUUUAACUUAUCACUUGAACAUUUUAGUAGUUUAAAUAGCGUGAAAAAAAGAA
Molecule: messenger RNA, 3948 nt
Organism: Rhopilema esculentum
Lineage: Eukaryota; Metazoa; Cnidaria; Scyphozoa; Rhizostomeae; Rhizostomatidae
Product: prominin-1
Cellular component (GO): membrane
Source: RefSeq, a predicted model, not a curated record